GUCGGAAAGUACGACAGCAGCAUGAAGUACUUGCAAGAAUCAAAGCGGAUACGCGAGGAUCAAGGUGAGUUGGAGACUCCAGAGGGUGCCAACCUGCUACGGAGCAUUGGUGUGGUCUGUGCGGAGCAGCAAGACAUCGAUCGGGCGUUGGAAACCUGCAAUGAGGCUCGCUGUAUUCGCGAGAAGACUUGCAGCUUGGAUACGCCCGACGGAGCGCGCCUGCUCAGUAAUAUCGGGUCGCUGAUGGUCCGGAAACACGUGAACUCCAAGGGAAGCGACCCGAGCCAGCUCGAUGAGGCGUUGCAGUGCUAUGAGAAGGCGCGGAAAAUCCGCGAGGAGACCGACACGAUCCGGACGGACGAGGGCGCGCAACUCCUCUACGGAGAGGGAAAUGCUUUCCUUGUUCGAGAUGGGGACAAAGAUCUUGACGCAGCCAUCGACCGCUACGAGGAGGCCAAGAAGAUCCGCGAGGAAAGGAACACGCUCGACACGCCCGAGGCUGCGCGGCUUUUGUCCUCCUUAGCAUCAGCGCUCCUGAAGAGGAAGCAAGUGGACAAGGCCAUUGACAACUUCAAUCAGGCACGUCGUGCCCUCGAGUUGACCGGAACACUGAACACCUCCGACGGGGCGAAGGUGCUCCAACAACUUGGCCAAGCUUUGCUGGAUUCCGGCGAGCCCGAAAAAGCCAAAGAGGUCCUCGAGCAAGGGAUUGACCUUCACCCAAAGGGCACUCAAGCGGGGCAGAACUUGCUCGCGAUGAUGAAGAACGCCAAGGCGAGCGCACGCAAAGCCAAGGGAGACGUCACUCGCAAG
Molecule: messenger RNA, 813 nt
Organism: Symbiodinium sp. CCMP2456
Lineage: Eukaryota; Dinophyceae; Suessiales; Symbiodiniaceae
Source: the annotation of a GenBank genome assembly